Messenger RNA from Fusarium coffeatum, 255 nucleotides. RefSeq lists its product as uncharacterized. The transcript has 3 exons. Gene Ontology annotation, cellular component: cytoplasm. NCBI's taxonomy places the organism in Eukaryota, Fungi, Ascomycota, Sordariomycetes, Hypocreales, Nectriaceae. The coding region runs from base 1 to 255 and encodes 84 amino acids. The record is from RefSeq and is a predicted model, not a curated record.
AUGACUGAUGCUCAAGUCGCCGGCGGUCACAAGGCUGCUAUCAAUAACCCCAACGUUCCUGAAGAGUCCAAGGAACACUCUCGCGAAGUCCUCGAGAAGGAGUUCAACGGUGGCGAUGUCGCCAAGGUCGAUGACAAUCAGGAGAAGAACCCCAACAAUGUUGCUGGUGGCCUCAAGGCUACCCUGAACAACCCCAACGUCUCUGACGAGGCCAAGAAGAACGCCCAGGAGCGUCUCGACAAGGAGGACUUUUAA